AUGGAUACCACUGACCCGCGUGUCGGCUCUGCUCGCGACAAUUCCACGAGCCCGGGCCUCUCUCGCCAGAUCGCUGGUUCCAAUUCAUCUUCUGGAAGCAGCUUGCUCGCAACCCUUGUCCCUGUCCUUAUCUGGGCGGCUCUUUGCAUCACAGUCUUCAUUGUUCUGCGACGCAAAUGCCCACGGGUCUACGCUCCCAGAGCGAUACUGGAAAGCCUCGAGCCACAUGAACGGAGUGCGCCUCUCCCCGGCGGAUGGUUCAAUUGGAUCAAGGACUUCUACCAUGUCUCUCCGGCGUUUGUCUUGAACCACUCAUCACUCGACGGGUUUCUGCUGCUCCGGUUUCUGCGAGUGUUAUGUGUAAUGUGCCUGGUUGGCAUCGCACUUCUAUGGCCGAUCCUGAUUCCUCUACAUGUGACUGGUGGAGCCGGGAACACAGAAUUGGACCGUUUGACGCUCGGUAAUGUUGUGGAUGGCCGAAGACUCUACGCCCAUGCCCUACUGGCGUGGGUCUACUUCCUAUUUGUCCUCUACAUGAUCUCCAGAGAAUGCAUUUACUAUAUCAAUCUGCGGCAAGCUUACCUCCUCUCACCCUACUAUGCCAACCGAUUGUCUUCUCGAACCGUCUUGUACAUGAAUGUGCCUCGACAGUAUCUCCACGAAGACAGACUGCGAUGGAUACUGGGUGAAUCCGUACGCCGGAUCUGGACUCCCCAGAAAACCCCUGAACUCGAUAGAUUGGUCAAAGAGAGAAAGCAGACUGCUCUGCGCUUGGAGCGGGCCGAAUUCACCUUGAUUCGCACGGCCAACGCUGCCCGGACGAAGGCGCUGCAGAAGUCUACAACUGAGGACGAAAAGGAGCUGUACCACGCCUCGCCUGAAGUUGAGCGUGGACUAGAAGAGACUUCGGGAGUGCGCAGGUCGGCAUCACGCGACUCGAAGUCCGUCCAGAUCUGUCAAGGCUCGGAAUCACCCACCACCACGUCGAGCGGCGCCGAGCCCACUCUUCCAGAUGUCAAUGGCUCCGUAGCCUCGCAAUGGAUAUCUCACAGCUCGCGUCCUCACCAUCGGCCAAUAGCCAACUACGGAAGACGCGUUGACACGAUCAAAUGGACCAGAUCGCAGAUUCGGAAGCUGAACUCCAGGAUCGCACAGCUCCGACGACAGCAACUUUUUGAAACUCGGAACAUGAUGCCUUCGGUGUUUGUAGAGUUUGAAACGCACACAGAUGCACAGAAUGCACUCCAAACGUUGACACACCAUCGACCCCUCCACAUGUCCCAGCGGUACAUAGGAGUAAGACCUUUCGAGAUUGUGUGGGAGUCACUUUCAAUGUCUUGGUGGGAGAGCAUCGUCCGAAGGUUCUUCAUGAUGGGUUUAAUCACAGCGAUGAUCAUUUUCUGGGCCAUUCCGUCCGCACUGGUUGGGACAAUUUCCAAUAUCGAGUACCUGUCGGAGAAGGUCAGUUUCUUGGGAUGGAUAGGCGACCUUCCAAGCGUCAUCAAGGGGUUACUGAGUGGUAUUCUUCCCGCUGCAGCACUAUCUUUGCUGAUGAGUGUCGUUCCGGGUAUCUUGAGAUAUUGUGCGAAACUUGCUGGAAUGCCGACUUUGUCGAGGAUCGAGCUUUACACGCAAAACGCCUAUUUCGCAUUCCAGGUCGUACAGGUCUUUCUGAUAACGACGUUGACCUCGGCUGCAUCAGCUGCUGUCACCAAGCUGCUGGAGGAUCCGACCACAGCCAAGGAUCUACUCUCCCAGAACCUCCCAAAGGCGUCUAAUUUUUAUCUAUCAUACUUCCUCCUGCAAAGUCUGGCGAUCGGUUCUUCAGGACUGGCCCAGUUCUUCGCGUUGUUCAAGUUCCAUAUACUGCAGCGGUUUUCCAACGAUCCAAGGAAAAUCUAUGUGAGAUGGCAUCGUUUGCAACGAAUGCAUUGGGGAGCAGUGUUCCCCGUGUAUAGCAACCUCGGCGUGAUCACCUUCAGCUAUGCACUGAUAGCGCCAAUCAUUCUAGGCUUCGCCGCGGUCGGGGCCGCCUUUUUGCACGUUGUUUACAGAUACAACUUGGUUUAUGUCUACGACUCGGAAAUCGACACCAAAGGCCUCGUCUAUCCUCGCGCACUGCUGCAAUUGUUGGUGGGCUUGUACUUCUCAGAGAUUUGCAUGAUUGGAUUGUUCUCUUUGCGUGGCGCUUUCGUCCCUGUCGUUUUAGUCGCCGCUCUGCUGGUCGUCACGACUUUGGUACAUGUGUCGCUCCUGGAUGCCCUGGGACCCCUGCUGGCGAGUCUUCCCAAGACUCUGACAGUUGAGGAGGAUGAGCACUUGCUCUCCAAGCACCCCCCGCGACACGCGAUGGCGAACGAAGAAAUGGAGCAGCUCCGACCCCAGGCAGACAUCGCAACCGGCGCAGACGCAUACAGCAAUGAGACGAGUCGAGCUCUAGAAGGCGCAGACGGUGCCAUGCAUGCAUUGGGAGACGGACUCAAGUCCUGGCUCAAGAAGAAGGUCGAGAAAAAGGUCCAGAAGGACUUUCCUGAGGUCAACACGGCUCUGAAUCUGCUCAGCUCCUUCUUGAUGCGCUGGAUCUCUCCUGAUCCGACACAGAAAUCCAACUUCCUUCUCCGCUGGCUGCACCCCGAGAUCUAUUCUGACUACACGGUCCUCCGCCGCAUGGUGCCAUCGGAUCUUCCCGACCCGACAUACCCGGAGGAGAUCGAAGCGGACAUAUAUUAUCCGCCUUCGUUCCUGUCGAAGCCGCCCUAUCUUUGGAUUCCACGCGAUCCAGGUGGGAUCAGUCGACAGGAAGUGGAGCACAGCGGGAAAGUGAUCCCAAUCACGGACGAGUAUGUUACGAUUGAUGAGAAAGGGACUAUGAGCAUCAAUCUCGAAGCUCAUCGCCAAGUAUUUGACGUGGAUCGACUACGUUAUUGA
Capronia coronata CBS 617.96 is the source of this 2928-nucleotide messenger RNA. RefSeq lists its product as uncharacterized. The coding region runs from base 1 to 2928 and encodes 975 amino acids. The transcript is spliced from 5 exons. The record is from RefSeq and is a predicted model, not a curated record. Gene Ontology annotation, cellular component: plasma membrane. NCBI's taxonomy places the organism in Eukaryota, Fungi, Ascomycota, Eurotiomycetes, Chaetothyriales, Herpotrichiellaceae. Gene Ontology annotation, molecular function: calcium-activated cation channel activity.